CCAACCCCGACAGCAAAGUGUGCUUAUGCUUGGGAAAGGGAAAGGGAAAGAGAAAUGGUGUAAAUCUGUCCGGGUGAAGGUUCCAUUCAUUGUGUGGCAUAAAAGCCAAAGCCAAGAAGCUACGUAGAAGCCCCAUUUUUCUUUUACUCCAGGAGGUUUCAGGCUUCCAGCUCAUAGCCUCAUACAUUUAACUUAGCCCCGAGAAUCUUUGAUACCUCUGCAUUUUGCUAUUCGCAAUCCUUUCUGUCCCCACCUGCAGAACCUUUGUACCUGUAAAGUUAUGUGAAUCAACUCCAACCCAUAUCGUCCUUCAUCACUCUAGUUUUCUGAUUUCUCUGCUCCAAAAAGGUGUAGAAAUCCAAAUGUUGUUAGAGGAGCUGGGGAUGUGCCAGUGAAUGUGAAAUUGGGCUAAUGAAGGAGAAGAAUGGUCUUAUUUCUACUCUGGGUCUAAUCAAGAAUACCCCUUUUGCUUGUUCCACGUUUUUUGAUGGUCCAAGUUGAAGUAUUCUUCUUAAAGAUUGGAUCUUGGAGCAGGGUCAACUGUCAGUCCUCAGUCAUGUUGCAAUACUAAAUUAGGGCUCCGAAGCUCAUGGAGUAAAAAUUUUAGUUACAAACUUUGCGUGCUACUAAAUGUGAAGGUGUAUAAAAGAUUCACAGUGCAACUCCUGGUUGGUCAUACCAUCCUGGCUUUGUUUUUAGGUGGAAGUUUUGAUUUUUGGGGGCAUGAGUUGUCAGUGUUGCUUGUACUGACAUUGUGGAGUUGUAGAGAUUGGUUUAAGUAAGGGUGAGGUUUAGUUGAGGGUGUGAAGUUUGUGAUAAGAGUCAUUUGUGAAGAUGUCUGAAUCCAAGUCAUCUGAAACGCCAGAAAAUUCUAUGGAACUUCGAUCAUUGGCAUUGACACCAACAUGGUCUGUUGCUACUGUAUUAACUGUAUUUGUCGUAGUUUCACUGCUCGUGGAGCGAUCCAUACACCGAUUGUGCAAUUGGCUGAAGAAAACUGAUAGAAAACCUUUGCUUGCAGCUGUGGAGAAAAUGAAAGAAGAGUUAAUGCUACUUGGCUUCAUUUCUCUCCUACUUACGGCCACCUCAAGCAUUAUAUCCAAUAUUUGCAUCCCAUCGAAGUUUUAUGAUGGUGUAUUUGCUCCUUGCAAAAAGUCCGAAAUUGAAGAAGAAAAUGAAAAUGAAGAUUUCAAGGAGCGAAAACUUUUGAUGGACCUUGUUUUCGAUCAUCCAUUAAGAAGAAUGCUUAAUAGCUUGAACAAAAAUACCUGUCCAGAGAGUCAUGAGCCAUUUGUAUCAUAUGAAGGCCUAGAGCAGCUCCACCGUUUCAUCUUUGUCAUGGCCAUUACUCAUAUAUCUUACAGCUGCUUAACAAUGCUACUGGCGAUUGUCAAGAUUCACACUUGGAGGGUUUGGGAGGAUGAAGCUCACAUGGACCGACAUGGAGCAUUAACUGAUAGGACAAGAGCAAUGACAAUGCGAAGGCAGUCAACUUUUGUUAGAGUCCAUACAUCAAAUCCUAUGUCUAGAAAUAGUGUUCUCAUUUGGGUGACAUGUUUCUUCAGGCAAUUUGGGCGUUCAGUUGUUCGUGCGGAUUACCUUUCACUACGGAAGGGUUUUAUUAUGAACCACAACCUUACAUCAAAAUAUGAUUUUCAUAGCUAUAUGAUUCGAUCCAUGGAAGAAGAGUUCCAAAGAAUAGUCGGUGUCAGUGCACCACUCUGGGGAUUCGUGGUUGCUUUUAUGAUGUUUAAUGUCAAAGGGUCGAAUCUUUAUUUCUGGAUUGCACUAUUUCCUAUCACUCUUGUUCUACUGGUAGGCACAAAACUGCAACACGUGAUAGCAACAUUGGCAUUGGAGAGUGCUGGAAUAACUGGCUAUUUCCAGGGAGCAAAGCUAAAACCGAGGGAUGAACUUUUUUGGUUUAAGAAGCCAGAACUACUGCUAUCCCUGAUUCACUUUGUCCUCUUCCAGAAUGCGUUUGAGCUAGCUUCGUUCUUCUGGUUCUGGUGGCAGUUUGGCUACAAUUCUUGCUUUAUAUUCAACCACACACUAGUGUAUCUACGGCUAAUAUUAGGGUUUGCGGGGCAGUUUCUAUGCAGCUAUAGCACCUUACCACUCUAUGCACUGGUUACUCAGAUGGGAACGAACUAUAAGGCGGCCCUUAUCCCACAGAGAAUAAGAGAAACUAUGCACGGUUGGGGGAAGGCAGCGAGGAGGAAGAGAAGGCAUCAUCAUCGCAGCAUGUAUGAUGAUUCGACAACUGUGCACACUGAUGCAAGCACGGUGUUGUCUGUUGAGGAAGACGAUGAUCACGGGUCGCUUGAUAGCCCUCGAAAGAGCUAUGGCCCGAAUGCAGGGAUUGAGUUGCAGCCUCCCAGUAUUGUCACAGAAGGUGCUUGCAUGAACGUUAACGAGGCCUCAAGUCGUGCUGUUACACCUCUCAUUCGACCGUGUGCUUCUAUCUCUUUCACUGAUCCACCGAGGUUCCUUACAGAAGUAAUUUCGAGAUCCUCUUCAAUGCCUAUAAGAAGAGAUCUGGAAAAAGAUUGAAUGCGACGAGAAAGAGAUGGAAACUGGAAUGAUUCCCACUAAUACUUUGAUAGAUUGUAUGUAUGGUGUUGAAAAGAGAAACCUACUAAUGUACAAGAGUAGCUCAUAGGUACAACAUUUCUGCCUCCUACUCAUACAUAUACUUCUAAUAUUUUUGUUCAAGGAAUAUAGCAUUUAUUAGAAGCA
Ipomoea triloba (trilobed morning glory) is the source of this 2739-nucleotide messenger RNA. RefSeq names its product MLO-like protein 14. Gene Ontology annotation, biological process: defense response. The record is from RefSeq and is a predicted model, not a curated record. The coding region runs from base 835 to 2553 and encodes 572 amino acids. The transcript is spliced from 16 exons. Gene Ontology annotation, cellular component: membrane. Lineage: Eukaryota; Viridiplantae; Streptophyta; Magnoliopsida; Solanales; Convolvulaceae.